Messenger RNA from Clavispora lusitaniae ATCC 42720, 1491 nucleotides. It is a transcript of the gene NGT1, whose product is annotated as Ngt1p. The record is from RefSeq and is a predicted model, not a curated record. Lineage: Eukaryota; Fungi; Ascomycota; Pichiomycetes; Serinales; Metschnikowiaceae.
AUGUCGAGCGAAAAAAGGGUUGAACAGGUGAAUGUGGAAACAGAAUCUUCUGCCCACCCCUCUGAAGAUCACAUCGAACUCGUGCACCAUUCAUGGGCUGAAAUAGAGGCUUCAGGGAAGUGGUACAACCGCCGCUAUGUCUCUUUCAUUCCUCCCUACUCUCAUGCUAUGGUUCAGAUCGUCAUCAUGUCGUUCGUUUUAUUUUUAACGCCUGGUUGUUACAAUGCCAUCUCCGGUAUAGGUAACUCUGGUCUUACUGACCCAAAAGUUGCUGACAAUGCUAAUGUUGCCCUUUACUCCACAUUUGCCACUAUUGGUGCAGUUGGCGGAGUCAUCUGCAACAUGAUCGGUGUUAGAGCAUGCUUGGUGUUUGGAGGUACUGGCUACCUCAUGUACACUUUGUCUUUGUUGGUGUUCCAUUAUAAGGGAAACAAGGCCUUCCCUGUAUUUGCAGGUGCCUACUUGGGUGUAUGUGCAUCCUUGACGUGGGCUGCCCAAGGCUCGAUUAUCAUGUCUUAUGCUUUGGAGAACAAGAAGGCUACUGCUAUUAUGGUCUUCUGGGUCAUCUUCAACUUCGGUGCUGUUCUUGGCUCUUUGAUUCCUUUGGCGCAAAACAUGGAAACAGGCCUGUCACAUGUUAAUGCUGGCACCUACAUUGCCUUUAUGGUCUUGAUGGGUGCGGGUAUUGCCUUGGCUGCAUUUUUGCUUCCUAUGGAUAAGGUCUACAAAGCAGACGGCACCAAGGUCAUUGCAAAGAAGUAUCCUAGACUUCAAGAUGAGCUCAAGGGUAUGUGGAAAGUGUUGAAGACUGAACGGAAAAUUUACUUUUUGUUUCCAAUGUUUUGUGCCUCUAACUGGUUUUACACUUAUCAGUUCAAUGACUUCAACGCUGGCCGUUUCAAUGUCAGAACUAGAUCUUUAAAUUCUUUGCUCUAUUGGCUCUCGCAGAUGGUCGGAGCCAUAGGCAUCGGAACUAUGUUGGAUAGCACAAGAUUCAGCAGACCUGUUCGUGCACGUAUGGGUUACGCUGUGGUUUUCAUUUGUGGCUUAGCUAUUUGGGGUGGUGGUUUGAAGUUCCAGUUGGGUGUUACCAGAGAGAAUGUAGUCAACAAGACACCAAUUGACUUCAAAGACGGUGCUUACAUCGGUCCCAUGUUUUUGUACAUGUUCUAUGGCGGGUUUGAUGCCAUCUUCCAAAGUUUCAUCUUCUGGAUCUUGGGUACAUUUUCCAACAAUCCAAAGAAAGUUGCAUUGUAUGCUUCUUUCUACAAAUCUUUGCAAAGUGCGUUUGCUGCUAUUGUUUGGAGAUUGGACGCAAUGAAGAAGCCAUAUAUGGACUUGUUUGCUUCCUCUUGGGGUUUGGUUCAUGGAUCCAUGCUCAUUGCUGCUCCUUUAAUUUUGUUCAUGAUUACCGAACACACGGGGCUCGAGGAAGAUGGUAUUGAGGAGCUUUUGAACGAUGAAGAAAUCAAGAUCGAGCAUCUGAAGUAA